AGCGGGUAGGCAUCCCCAGUGGGUUCCGUAUCCGAGGCCGGUUGACCGUCUCGGACUCGGUUUGAGUGGAGAGGAGGAGACGCCUCCUCCGUGUGGCGGAGGGAUACACGGCUCUGGCAAAGAGAAAGAUAUCCAGACUUCUGUAGUACAAUAUUGCUUAAAAGUCCCAAUCUGAAGACAGAACUAUUUCUCAAGAAAGCAGCCAUAUCACUAAUGUGUUGACAGCUGCAAAGUCAUUCCCAAUGGAGAAUCAGAAUAUUAAAAAGGUACUUUCCGAGUGUUCCAAUACACAACCCAACUUGUAUUUGGGAUGUGGAAACCCAGUCAAAAGCAUGAAGAAGAUGGACUUUCUCUUCACAAGUGGUCCAUCAGAUGCUCCAGCAGCAAACUUGUGUAGAAGCAGUGCCAUUUCUGAGAGUUUGGGAAGCACCCGGAUAAACAAUCCCCCUAUCAUCAUGAAUGAUACAGAUGAUUUAACAACUCCCAGGAGAAAAUCUACAAAUGUUGAAAUUGCAAGCAACCAAGUUACUCCAUCUAGAGGCUUGUCUGACAGUAUGGCAGUUGAUUAUAAAAUUAAUCCAGAGUUGUUUACAAGCCAGAAUAAAGAGGAAUUCAAGCAUAUAUUGAAAAAAUUAAGACGACGGUCUACAAUUGGAGCACGAGGUUCUCCAGAAAAUAACCAUCUCAUCCAAUAUAUUGCUCGGCAAAGGAGAAUGAAGGUGCAAGAAAAUUUGUCACAAUCCAGCCCUUGUCAAGAUCGGAACACGUUGCUGAAAGACAAAAUAGCUGCCUUCCAAUCCUCAUUUAAAGCCCUCGAAGAAACUGAAGAAAAGGCAGUCCAUAUUCAUUCUACUUCAAACACAAGACUGCACGAGCAAUCAACAUUGAGCCAGACAUGGUCUCCGGAGGAUAUGAAUAAUGCUUUUGAAGAAAACUUAACUGAUAAAUGUAUGAACGGAGAAGGUAUAUCAGUAGAUAUCCAGAUGCACAGUCCCAAAUUUCCAUCAUGGAAGCCUCUUCUGUCUGGCACAAAUGUUAUGUCUAAGGCCGUUCUGGUCUCACCAGCGAACGCUGUGGAAUCUACAGGUGUGUCUUUGGUAGCUACUCCAAGUACGGGCAUAUCAAAGAGUGAAAGUGGUGAAGACAGAGAAUUGAGCAGAAACGACACGUCCCAACCUAGCAAUAAGAAGGUUCGGUUUUCAGAAAAGCAGAGCUUUGAAAUCUUUGAUGAAAGCAAACCACCCAUUACGCCUGUGGGAAAAGGCCAUUCAUUUCCCAAUUCCCUUCGUUCUGUUCUGAAGAAAACACCAGUCAAAAUCGUAUCAGAAGGCUUGAAGGAUCUUCAAGGAUCAUCAGGGGAAAUGGCCACACCGAUAUGUACUGGAUCUUUUGGCCCUGAAGAAAGAAAAAAUAAUUCUCCUGACCACCACGCUCCUUUGAUUAGAACUGCUCGAAACUCUGAUAAAAGGAAGUGUGUAGUGAAAGCAAAAAAAAAUCUUGCAACCAAAAUUGAAGGCCAGAAUCAGCUCAGCAAAUUGCAGAAAGCCAAAACUUCAACCAAAUCCAAAAAAAAACCGGCAGUCCGACCCAAAGCGGCGGGGAAAAGGAGGGGCAGGGGGAAGAAGAAAGAGGAGCAGAAAGUAUUUUACGGGCCACGUGAGAGAAUAUUGAAGAAACCUCUCUUAAGUCCGAUCCUAGAAAUAACAGAAAAUGCCUCCUUUCGUUCCUCUUACCCAAAUACACCAACUUUAAAUGUUUCCACCUCAGAUGAUUCUUUAAGUGACCUGCAUGCUAAGUUUAUCGAUGACAUGGUGGAAAACAAAACGAAUCUACCUCAUGCUGUAGGAGUGGACAGCCAUGAUCAACCUUCUAGCCCUCAGGAAGAAGAUAGCUUAGCGAGUUCAUCUGUGCAGCUUCAAGAACUUGCUCUAAACAAUGGAAAGCAAUGGUUUCCUGGAUAUGUGCCCGAAAAAAUCUCUCCUGAAAAACUAAAGAGUUCUUUAAAUGGAAAUGAACAGGUGGUAGGAAGGGACUGUCUAUCAAGUAGGACAGAAAUGCAGCUGGUGGAGUUACCGAACAUCUGUGGACCUACUAAAAAUAUCAAGGCUAAAGAAAAUUCAUUUUUCACUGUAGAUUUUGCAGCGGAAGUAAUGAGUGAAAGCAACGGGGUGAGCUUUGAAAGGAACCCAAGAAUCAGCAGAAAAUCGACGGAAGACUUUCUGAACCCCGAGGGCACCAAGUCAAACAGCCCUGGUGUUCCUGGAGGAAACCUGGACGGGUUGCCAUCUUGUCCUUGGACAGCAAAUGACAUUGCACUUUUAAACCAUUUUGAGGAAAACAGGAAUAUAACAAAGAAAGUAAGACGCAGCAUGAGGGGUCAGAAAGAUGCAGAAGGUGAGGGCCUUGCCUGGGUUGAGAUCCCUUGCAAAGUCCCCAAAAGGCGACUGUCCUCUGUUGGUCCUCAAGAAUCAAAGUACACCGUGAGUAACCCUUAUGGACGAAGAAGAAGGAGCUUCUGUGCAUCUGAAGGCUCUCAGCUCCCUGUUGUGGGUUUGGAGUCAAACACAUCUGCCUCCCAUUUGGAAAAUUUGGACAAAUGCCAGAAGGGCAACAUGAAAUUUGAACAUUAACUGUUUCAAGCAUAGUUUCGUUUUUCCUCUACUGGGAGAGAAAGAUUUAAAUGCAGGGGAAUUUACAUUGUAUUACUUAGCAAAAGUCACUAGCCACAGGGACACAAAGCUAAAUUCAGCUAACAAUGCACAGUUGAAAUAUUCACAUAACAUGUUGACGUGCAAACAAUAUAUAUUGACUGCAUGAGCCUUUUUUAGGACAAAGUACAAUGUACCAAAUAGCUUUGUUCCCAUAUCAAACUGAAUUAACCUGCCCUCGUGUUAGUCUCAUCUUACAUGGAUGAGUUUAGCCUAUCAGUGGCUUUACAAGUAAAGUUUUUUUAAUCGUAUUUUUGAUCAGUGCUGUGAUCUUGGGGAGAGGGAUUCAUUUGUGGUUGGACAGCCUUGCUUUAUUCAAAAGACUUCUCUAUUUUUUUAAAAUAAAUAUGCUGGGCUGAGAGCUAUUUUUUUUCUAACCUCAAUUGUCUCCUGUGCACAGACAUGUAGUACUUCUCAAAACAGAGAUAACCUGAUUACAGUUUGCAUUUCUAUAGUGCCAGAAGUAUCUUGAUGUGUUUGCUGAUGCUCAGCUAUAUAAAGAUGUAGAAAAAUUCUUUGUCAUGCUGCAUUAUUUCUUGAGACAAUGCUUUCUUUGAUCUGUUACAGAUAGUCAUUUACUUAAAAUCAUUUAGUUAGUGACUGUUGAAAGUUACAGUGGCACUGUAUAAAGUGGCUUAUGGCUGGUCCUGACACUUAAGACCUUUGCAAUAUCCUCAGUCACAUGAUCUAAAUUUGGCCAAAAUUUUAUAGGGAUUACCACAUCUCAAGGUCAUG
Molecule: messenger RNA, 3443 nt
Organism: Notechis scutatus (mainland tiger snake)
Lineage: Eukaryota; Metazoa; Chordata; Lepidosauria; Squamata; Elapidae
Source: RefSeq, a predicted model, not a curated record